Messenger RNA from Cryptotermes secundus, 5702 nucleotides. It is a transcript of the gene f, whose product is annotated as espin. NCBI's taxonomy places the organism in Eukaryota, Metazoa, Arthropoda, Insecta, Blattodea, Kalotermitidae. The transcript has 14 exons. Gene Ontology annotation, cellular component: cytoplasm. The coding region runs from base 103 to 2592 and encodes 829 amino acids. The record is from RefSeq and is a predicted model, not a curated record. Gene Ontology annotation, molecular function: actin filament binding. Gene Ontology annotation, biological process: actin filament bundle assembly.
CGGACUUGCUGAGCGAGCGGCACGCGGAGAGGCCAAGGUGCGAGCUGAACAGAACGAUACGGCCGGUUGAACGUGUUGCGGUGGUUGCUUUGGGAGGCGGAGAUGCCCGCGCUGGAGCGGAGCGGUAAUGGCGCCCUCGCUCUGCACUAUGCGGCCGCCAGAGGGUGCCUCGACUGCGUUAAGCUGCUAGUGGAGUCAUCUACCGAGCUCAGCGCGAACACGCAGAUGGACAACGACGUGACGCCGGUAUACCUGGCCGCCCAGGAGGGUCACCUGGAAGUACUCAAGUUUCUGGUUACCGAGGCGGGCGGUUCGCUCUACGUACGCGCCAAGGACGGCAUGGCGCCGGUUCAUGCCGCGUCGCAGAUGGGUUGCCUUGGUUGCCUCAAAUGGAUGGUGCAGGAGCAAGGCGUGGACCCAAACUUGCUCGACGGAGACGGCGCGACGCCACUCCACUUCGCUGCCAGCCGAGGUCACGUGGAGACUGUGCGCUGGCUGCUACGUCACGGUGCUCGCCUCGUGCUCGACAAGUUCGGCAAAAGCCCCAUCAACGACGCCGCCGAGAACCAGCAGGUGGAGUGCCUCAACAUCCUGGUUCAACACGGCGCCACUCCUGAAGUUAGGCACAAACCGACAGGGUGCAGUUGCUGCAAAGGCGAUUCGCAGGAGAAGUGCUCGGAGCCUUUCUUCCUGCACGCCCCGCCCCCGCAACAUCAGCAGCCCGAUGGUCUGUACAUCAACCCGGCGCACACCUCCACCAGCGACCCCUUCUAUCUACACAACCCGCGCGACCUCGUCUACAAUCGCGUGAAGGACCUGUUCGAGCCUCCCACCGGCUCCCAGCCGCCCGCACCGACGAUUUCGGGAGUCACGGUCAAGGUGGAGGUGCAUAGCAGCAGUUCGGGCGCCGGAUCUGAUGAGAACCUGAGCUCUUCCGACCUAAGCGAACGCAGCGCUGACCCCGAGAACGACUACGAGGAGAUUUACCAAUCACGCGAAGAGAAGGCAGCUGUAUCCGACGUGCGCAGGCGCAGUCGCGACUCUGGCAGCCAUAGUCGGAGCAGUAGUUCCAGUAACAGCCACGUAGUUGUAACGGCAUCACCCCCGGCUCAGAAUGAUACGCCUGCGCAGGAGGAACCGUCGAUGACAGCAUCCACAGAUCUUGAGCCAGUGUCGAUGCUGGACACCAUCAUCAGCAGUUACGACGAUGAGCAAGAGUCCGGAGUUUCGAGUGGCUCUCCCUCAGACCUCGGCCACUCCGAGGAGGAGUGCGAGAAGACCAGAGUGUCCCACCGCCACUCGCUGCCACACGUGCAACAUGGCGGCGGUAGCAACGGCAACAGCAGAGCCCUGAAACGAGUCGUCUCCGAGCCCGGACCCAUGUGUCCGCCACCGCCACCUCCACCACCCCCUACGGAAGAGGGCGCUUCUCCUACCAGGAGCCCCAGUCCACCGGUAGAGGAAGGAGUGGAGGAGACAAUGGUAAAGCCGCCAGGAGCAGUACAGCGCGAGGAUGCAGUGAAGAGGCCUGGGUCCCCCAGCAUAUCUCCCAGUCUCAGCGAGGAGAGCGACGAGCAGCGUCCGGCUCCGAACCUGGUCAACAAGCAGUUGGUCCUGCCCUUCAUCCCACCCAGGUUUCCCAGCACGGCGGCCGACUCCAACUCGCUCAUCAAGCCCUCUGAGUACCUGCGCAGUCUGGGAGGCAGCCGACUCAAGGCGUCCGAUACUCCUGUGGACGAGCUGACAUCAAGCAAGACGGAGACGCUCCCUGACACAGUGGCGUCCGCAACGCCGGGUCCACCGCCUCCUCCUCUUCCCGCCGGGGACUGCAUCUCUCCCACAGCGGUCAGGAAACAGCAACAACCUCUUGGGGCCAUCAGUAUCCAGGAGUUGAGCAGCGUGCAGCUGAGGAGAACAGACAAAAUGCUGGCCGCCAAGACGCUCUCGGCGCCUCCGCGGCACACAGGGGAUCAUCCUUUCAUGCUGCAGAAGGAGGACCUUAUUGCAGAGCUAAAGUUGUCCAAGGACAUCACAGGCAUCAAGAAGCUGAAGGUGGAGCGUGCCAAGGUGGAGGAGCAGCAGGAGAAGGAGAUGUUCAGUGAAAUCACCAGACAACUCACAGCCAACAGCUUUGUUGAGAAGAUUCCAGAGAAGGAUGCAACAGGCAACCCAAUUCCAAUAUGGAAGAGACAGAUGAUGGCCAAGAAGGCAGCAGAGCGAGCCCGCAAAGAACUGGAGGAGCAGAUGUUGAAGGAGGCUGAAGAGAAACGCCUGCAGGCCAUCCCCCCCUGGAAGAGGCAACUGUUGGCCAAAAAGGAGGAGCAUGAUGGCAGGAAAACAAACUUGUAUACUCCUCGGGUUGUGGAUGACAAGAAGACAAAACCUUCAAAACCUGAGGAAGUGCUAAGACAGCAAAUUCCUUCUAGCAGUGAGAUGGCUCCCACAGUUGAGGAUGGCAACAAGGAAAAUAAGACACCAGAACAGCAGCAGCAGAUAUCCUCCAAAGAGGACAAUAAUGAUGAACCAGCCCAGAUUAUUCCAUGGCGUGCACAGCUGAGAAAGACAAACAGCAAACUCAGUCUGCUGGAAUAGUGUGUGUUCCUCAUGACCCACUCUACCAUGGCAAUGACUUCCAUACUAUGUGCAAUAUGAUCUUGUCAGAUGUGGUGAAGUUUUAUAUGCACAUCCAUUUAUAUCAUACUGUUACUAGCUGUACAUACAUAGCAGAAUGACCUUCAUCCGGGGGAAUCACCCCAUGGCUGGCGUGGUUUUCAGGAUGAUGGAAAUUUAUUUUGUAAUAUUUGUAUUUAAUGUAUAUUAAAAGGGGAAAAGGCUGGGAAAGAGUUCUUAAAAUGUAGCACUCACAGUGUUAUCAACACAUAUCAGCCACAUUUUAUAUCAUUACUUUAUUAUUGUUGUUAUUAUUAUUGUUAUUAUUAUUAUUAUUAUUAGUAGUAGUAGUAGUAGUAGUAGUCAUUGUCUUCACCAUCACCAUCAUCAUCAUCAUCAUAAUUGUUGUGUGAUGUGUAUAAUGAGUGAAUUCUGUGAGGAAUGUUUUAUGUACCAUACAGCAAACACGAACAUUCUCAAAGUACACAUGCAGCUUGAGAGCUCACAGAACAAUAAUCAGAGCCUUAAAAUGACGAUGUUCACAUGUUCAAAUAGCAUUCAACAUCAUGUCAUGCUUUCUUCUAUUGGGUUAGGAAAAAGGAUGAAAAUUGUUUUACAUCUGUCAAAAUUAGUGAAAAUAAACAAGAAAAUACCUGUUGCAAGAGCACACAGAUAUUUCCCAAAAGUGACACAGAAAUCCUGGCCAACUUCAUAGUCGUAAAGUUAGCAAUGCAGCCUCUUGUUACAUAACCUAAUUUUCAGCAAUUAUGGACAUGUAUCAUGUUGACUGUGGUUUGGUCUUAGGGAUUUUGUCAGCCACUAUGAUCAGGGUUUUAGUGGUUAUGUGGACUGUACAAAUAUUGUCAUCUUCCCUCACCCCCAACAAAGCAUAAAUAUACACAUUUCAGCUGUCACUACCCAGUUCUUCUAGGUGCCUUAACCUUAUUUACAUGUAUUUUACUCUCCAUGCAUUUUAACUGAAUGUUUCAGGCAAGUGGGUAGGAUUCCUUCUUCAUAUUCAUGAAGUCCUGGGUUCCAGUCUCACUUCUGAUACAUAAUUGAGAAUGUGGUCAUUAUUCUUAGUGCCUCAAAUUAUGCCAUAAGAACUUACUUCCACAUCCUAUUUCAGUCCAUUACCCACCAGUCACCUCAGUGUUCUAUAAUAUGAACUACUGCAGGUGUGAUUUUAUAAUUAAUUCAGGGAAUAGAGUCCAACUUAAGACGCCAGUAACUGUUUACCUAAUCAGGUAAAAAGUGGCUUCUUUCCAUCAGAAUUUCCUAGCAAAGAACUCUUCUCACAAGCACCUUACAUACCCAGUCACAAAUAAAUAAACUAACGUACUUUUCCAUGGUCAUAAAACAAAUAAUUUAGGUGCAUCUUGAAAUACCUAAAGCAAGCUAUUAACUUCACUCUGUUGUGUGUCUAUCAAUAUGCAUAAUGAAUGGAUUUAUUCUUUUUUGGCCCUUUUGACAAAACAACCAAUUACAUUAUUAAUCUGAUAUUCAACUUUAUGAAAAUAUAUACAGUAGUGUUUACAAUAUAUGUUUUAAUCAGUACAGCAAGGGCGAGUGGAUUUAACUUAAAUGUGUAAUAUAAAGCUGAUCUUGAACAAAAUCCAGGUUUUGCCAUAUAAAUUUUAGGCCUCAUAGUACUAUGAGGGUAAAUAUCAUGCAACUGCUUUACAUGAAUCAAGAAAAUGGUAAGAAAUACAAUUUAAACAAGGUAUGAUACUCUUGACCAUCUCUCAAGAAAUCUGAGCCAUGUGUGUAACAGUAAGCAAAUCUAUCCAACAGUGUGUAAGUCUGAGUAACUCAAACCUGGUAUAGAGAAACUGUAAAUUUGUCCCUUUCCUGAAUGAAUUAGUUAAGCACCAUGCCAUGAAAGUAUAUGGGGGAGUGGAGGCAUGUCUCCAUUAUUCUUGACUUUGUCACUAGAUGGGGCAAGUGGUCAACUUCACACCCUGGCUGUUUACCCCCAGGGAAAGAUCACCUUGCACACAGUGGAUAGGAGGCUGGGUGAGCACCAGAGUCAGUCUCAACUGUCUUGACACUAUUGGAGAGAGAAAAAUCUCUUACCCCUACCAGGAAUUGAACACCGGCCGUCCAGCCCAUAGCUCAUCGCUAUACCAACUGAGCUAUCCUGGCUUUAGAAUAACUUCAGUCUGACCCAUCUUAGUAGAACCUAAUUUAAACCAGAGAGGCAUAGGAGAAUGAUCAGAUGAAUGUGAAGUGAAAUUUGCAAGUUGGAUGCAUGGCAACAUACUUAUUGUAGUACAACCACUUUUAAAUCAGAGCCGCCCAGGCAAGCAUAGACAAAUGUGAAGUGAUGUGCUUAGGUUGAGUGUGCUAUGAGAGUGAGCAAAUCAACCCAACAGUGUGAAAUUCUUAGUUACUCCAUAGUAAUCUAACUUCCAGUGGCAGAGCAUGACUUUUAAAACAAUGUUAGCCAAAUCCUGAGGCAUAAAGAAGUUCUGAAAAGUUCACAAUUGAGUAUGUACAUGUGAUCAUGCAUGUCUGAACUGCAAAUUAAUAAAGUUAAAGAAUGAACGAGAAAUGAAAUAUAAACUAAGAAAAAAUGGUUAGCAACUACUGAGUCCUUUGUUAUAACUUGUACUUAAAUUCCAUACCACAGUUUCCUUCAAUGAAAAUAUCUGUCACAGAGUCUCAGGAGUUAAAUCUGUUUUCUAAGUCUUGUUCUUCUCAAUUGCUAUUAAUGAUGACACAGUGAGUUUCAUCUCAGUCUGCAUGCAAUGUCAGUAAGUAUGGAUCCUUUUCAAAGCAGAGAAUGAUCACUUGGCAGAAACAUGGGUUGUUUCAAUGGUUAGUAAUAACCUAGAUAGCCUUUUGACUUAUGGUAAUGCUGUACUGUAAUUUGAGAUGAUCAUGUAUUUGAAGAAGUUUGCAAUAUUACUCUGUAAAAAUCAAUCUGACAAAUAACAGAAAGUUUAGUUUUCAGAAGAGGAGCCUCAAAAUACUGUCCAUAUGAUUUCCAUAACAACUCAGGAGCAGCUGGGAAAGUUUUGUGAGUAAUGUUUAAAAUUUAUAAAGUCAAGUGCUGAAAUAAAUUUAGUUCGAGAAUUUCAGAGAAUCAA